AUGCUGCUCUCGCUCUCUCCCUCCAUGCAGUUUAAGCCCAUCCUCCUGGGCACGGUGGAUCCUCGAUCUCCCAUGGCCCAGUACCAGCGGGUUGUUAACAGCCAAAAAUGUGUGCGUGCUGGUGGCAAACACAAUGACCUGGAGGAUGUGGGCCGAGACCUCUAUCACCAUACCUUCUUCGAGAUGUUAGGCAACUGGUCUUUUGGAGACUACUUCAAGGAGGAAGCUUGCAGAAUGGCCUGGGAGUUGCUGACUGAGGUGUAUGGUAUCCCGCAGGACCGCCUCUACAUGACCUUUUUCAGGGGAGACCCAGCAUUGGGCUUGACAGCUGAUGAGGAGACCAAAGAGAUUUGGCUGAGCAUUGGCGUUCAUCCUCACCACUUAAUUCCAUUUGGUCUCGCUCAUAACUUCUGGGAGAUGGGAGAGAUGGGGCCCUGUGGCCCGUGUACUGAGAUACACUAUGACCAUGGAGUAGGGAAAGGAGCAGCAGCACAGGUCAACACAGGCAAUCCUCAGCUGGUGGAGAUCUGGAACCUGGUAUUCAUGCAGUACAGCAGGGAAGCUGAUGGCAGUCUUCACUCUCUGCCACAGCGUAGUGUUGACACUGGCAUGGGAUUUGAACGAUUGGUUGCAGUUCUGCAAGGGAAAGAAUCCAAUUAUGACACUGACCUCUUCACUCCCAUUCUAGAUGCCAUUCACAGGGGAUCGAAAGCCCCUCCGUACCAAGGUUUGGUGGGUGACAUGGAUCCUAAUAUGGUAGACAGGGCAUAUCGUGUGCUGGCUGAUCAUAUCCGCGCUCUCACCAUCUGUAUUGCUGACGGCCUCUAUCCAGGAAUGACUGGAGCUGCGCUGGUUUUACGUCGAAUUCUCCGCCGAGCUGUGAGGUAUUCUGUGGAGGUUUUGAAGGCCCCUCCUGGCUUUCUGGCAGGUUUGGUGCCAACGGUCGUGGAGAUUCUGGGAGAUGCCUACCCAGAGUUAAAGCAAGACCCAUGCCAGAUCAUGGACACAAUUAAUGAGAAUGAAGCUGCCUUUCUCUCCUCCUUGCACCGUGGACGACGUAUCAUUGAUAGAACUUUGCAGAAAAUGGACAAUUCACAGAGCUUCCCAGUGGAUGUGGCCUGGUCUCUGCACAGGAACCUGGGCUUCCCCCUCGAUCUGGUUAGCCUCAUGCUAGAAGAAAAGGCGGUGAUCAUGGACAUGGAAGCCUUGGGACAGUUGGCAAAGGAAGAGGCAGAGCGUCUCAGACCAUUGCCCCAGUCUGAUUUGCAACCGGACAGAGUGCCGGGUGUACAAGACAUAAGCGAACUCCAGAGGACUGGAGUGCCCAGAACAGACGAUUCAGCAAAAUACACCUACAAGCUUCAGGAUGGCAAAUAUGUAUUUAGUCCCUGCCAGGCCACUGUAGUCGCAUUGUAUGAUGACAACUCAUUGGUGAAGGAGGUGGGGCAAAGUCAGACAUGUGGUGUCAUCCUGGACCGAACCAAUUUCUACAGCGAGCAGGGUGGGCAGACCCAUGACCUGGGUUAUUUUGUCCGAGAGGGUCAUCAGGAUGUUCUGCUACCAGUGGUGAAUGUCCAGGCAGCUGGUGGCUUUGUGAUUCACACCGUCAGUGUGCCAGAAUCAUUACACAUUGGAGACAGACUCGACUUGUUUGUGAAUGAGGCCCGCCGUCUUGCCUGCAUGGUGAAACACACAGCCACUCAUCUGCUGAACUAUGCCUUGCGCUGUGUGCUAGGAGAUCAGACUGAGCAGAGAGGAUCGCACAUCACCGCUGAUCGACUGCGCUUUGACUAUAAUAUCAGGACUCCAGUCACUGGGCAGCAGCUAGAGACAGUGGAGGAGAUUGUGCGAGAUGUGAUAUGUCGUGAUGAGUGUGUAUACACAGCAGACGUCCCUUUAAAUCAAGUCAACUGCAUUAGAGGACUCAGGAGUAUCGAUGAGGUUUAUCCAGAUCCUGUGCGUGUGGUGUCAGUUGGGGUGCCUGUCGAACAGUUACUGCAUUCAAGUAACAAACAACACACUUCUGUGGAGCUGUGCUGUGGGACACAUUUGCUGCGGACAGGUAUGAUCCAGGACCUUGUGAUUGUAUCAGAGAGGCAGCUGGGCAAAGGCAUCAGCAGAAUACUCGCUAUUACAGGAGAGGAGGCCAAAGAGGCCCGAGAGAUGGGACGGGUCCUUGCUGAGGAAGUUGACUCUCUGUCUUUGCGCCUUGAUAAUGGAAUGAAGUCACUGGUGGAUUCACAAAGGCUGUCAAAAGAAAUCGGUCAGUUAACAGAUGUUGUAGAUGGAGCUGUGAUACUGCAUCGAGAUCGCCGACAACUGCAGGAGAGACUCCGAGCUCUUCACCGAACAGCAAACACAGCCGUUAGGAAACUGGAGAGCAGAGAGGCUGCUGAGAAAGUGCAGGUUUUCCUGGAGAAUCAUUUGCACCAAGCAUUGAUUGUGGACUUCUUUCCUGUCCAGUCAAUCUCGAUUCUAAUGAAAAUGGUGAAUAAAAUCUCUGAAAAAAUGCCUCAAUCGUCUGUGAUGCUCCUGAGCCAGCUGGAUUCUGGGAAGAUCCUGUGUGCAUGUCAAGUCCCAAAGGACUUGGUCAGCAGCCUUUCUGCAUCAGAUUGGGCUCUUGCUGUCUGUGGACGGAUGGGUGGGAAUGCUGGAGGCUCUGACGUUGUCGCUAAGGGAAUGGGAAGCAGCUCCAACUUGGAAGAAAUUAUAAAACUAGCUACAGAAUAUGCAAGAAAUAAAAUGUAAAAAUGGAACACGUUUA
Rhincodon typus (whale shark) is the source of this 2764-nucleotide messenger RNA. RefSeq names its product alanyl-tRNA synthetase 2, mitochondrial (putative) (gene aars2). The record is from RefSeq and is a predicted model, not a curated record. The coding region runs from base 1 to 2748 and encodes 915 amino acids. Gene Ontology annotation, molecular function: nucleic acid binding; ATP binding; aminoacyl-tRNA deacylase activity. The transcript has 21 exons. Gene Ontology annotation, cellular component: cytoplasm; mitochondrion. Gene Ontology annotation, biological process: alanyl-tRNA aminoacylation; tRNA modification. NCBI's taxonomy places the organism in Eukaryota, Metazoa, Chordata, Chondrichthyes, Orectolobiformes, Rhincodontidae.